ACAGUUGGACCGAGUAUCUGCUUGUUCACCCUUGCAACGUGAUGGACACCAAAACACUCUAACGGUGUUUUCUACAAACCAGAGGGACUGUGUUUGGUGGGUAAAGGGCAGCCCGCAGACUGACGCUUUCACUCAAAGUUACAGUAGAUGGUUAAUAGCAUGUAAAAACUUGAGAGUAUUAUUUAAAAACGAAAGAGACGUGGCCGUUAAAUAGGAACGCUUUGAGACUGUAAACUGAGUUCCAGUGCACUGCGGCGGCAAAGAGCACCAUGAGCGUCCCGCUUUUUGCACCAACUCCGAUCCAGCCGGCUCAUCCGACUCCCUUCUACAUCGAGGACAUUCUGGGGACGACUGCCUCCACUACCUACUCUCCUUCUAUUUCUUCAUCCUCCGCCUCUUCAUCCUCCUCCUGCUCUACGCUGACUAUCCCCACACCGACCCUUGCGUCGGCCAAUUCUUCGUUCACGAGUGUAAUCUCACCGUACCGGGCGCCGAUUUAUGAACCCACGCCGAUCCACGCGGCGCUGUCUCAUCAUGCAGCUGCAAUAUUGACUACGACGUACGCCACCGCCGGGGCUUUUGCUGGCCCCAUCUACCCGUUCCACCACCAGCACAACCGCUCCAUGGGGGAGUACGCCCAGGCUCUGCUGAGGCGCGACCCGCUCGGGAAGCCGCUGCUAUGGGCUCCCUUCAUGCAGCGGCCGCUGCACAAGAGAAAAGGCGGCCAGGUCCGGUUUUCUAACGACCAGACCAUUGAGCUGGAGAAGAAGUUUGAGACGCAGAAGUACCUCUCUCCUCCAGAGAGGAAGCGAUUGGCAAAGAUGCUGCAGCUCAGCGAGAGACAGGUUAAAACCUGGUUCCAAAAUCGACGUGCGAAGUGGCGAAGACUGAAACAGGAAAAUCUUCAGGGAGGUAAGAGAGAGCUGGAGAAUGACAGUCCAGCUGGGAGGAGUAAUAAAGGUGAUGAGAUGAUCGAGUCGACCGUGAUGCAGAGCCCGGAACAGAAGCAGACAGUCUAUGUGCGCUCUGUGUCCCCGCAACACCUGCACACAGCAAUGGACUCUAACGUGACAUCAGACGACACUGACCAGGAGCUAGACAUGGUGGACGACGAAGAGUACACACGGUAACUGCAGUUCUGAAGGGUUUCGACACUGGAUCCAAUGGACAUUCAGAGUUGGAUGAUGAAGGCCAGCAGAAUCUUCUCACACCUGAUUCUGCUCACUCAUCUCCAUUCAGACAGCUUGACAAAAUAAUCACUGGUGUAAUAUUUAGGUAAAGUUUACAUCACUUAAUCCUCCCAUGACAUGUCUUUUUGUAUAUAAAACAUAUUCGUUUUGAUUGUCACUUUGUUAUAUUGAUCACGGUAAAUGACUUGUAGUGUAUGUUGUUCUUAAUUUAGGCUGUUGCCUUAAAAUAUGAUAUAUGAAAUCAAUACAGACCAAAUAAUGAUGUGGUUAAUUGCUUUUAAUAAUAAUAAACACUUUUUCUGAUAAGAAUAAUUUGUCAAACUCAGCUAGAAUUUUAUUACGAUUUAGUACUUUUCCAAAUUGCUACAGGAAAAAGAAAAUCGAUAAAUUACAACAUUUUGGCAAAAAACAGAAAUAUAAAUGAAUAUAAACAAGUUAAUAAACCAAAAAUAUAUAGUAUAUAGUAUUUAAACAUAUCAAGACAAAUUUAGCCUUUAUCAUACAUGGCCAUUAAAUAGACAUAAUUUGAACGAGAGCAAAAUAUUGAGUUCACAAGGGGAACAUACGUUUUAAGAAUGUCAUGUAUAUUCCAAGGCUGCUUGUUUAACAAAUCAUAUGGUCUGCGGUCAAUCAGGUUAAUAACAUUAAAUCCCAAUUUAAAUGCUACCUAUGUAGCUAUGGUUGGCUGCUCUCACAUGAGAUCUAAGAUAUUUGUAGAUUGUAGUUUUUUAUCUUGUGACUUAAUUAUACACAAUGAUAAAUCAUUAGACUUACAGUUGGAAUUAAGUGAAAUUAUAUCCCCCUUUCAACUGGUUUAAUCGGACCCUGUUGGUAGUCUGGAAUGUUUCAUCUACUUAACUAAUAAUCUUGUUUUAUGUACUACAAUAACAUCAUUUUUCGGAGGGAUUUGGAUAAAUGGUAAAUAGUCUAUAUCUAGCGGUGUUCUAGUCUGGCUCACCACUGAAAGUGCUUUACUGUUAUGUGUUUUCCAUUGACCCUCUUUAACUAAUUCAUCAUUCAAUGCAGGACUUUCUCUAUGAGAAUGGGGAAUUUGAGGUUCAGUAUCUUUCCGAAGGAAAAAUAUAGGGAAGACUGCUCUACCUAUGGUUUAGUUUACAUAAGCAAGAAAAACUAUAUGAAAAGUUAUGAUGGAGAGGAGGUAAUUAGAGCUUUUACUUAGACAAAACAUACAUUGAAUAAUUGGAACAAAGAAUAAAACAAAAAUACAGUUAUUCACUAUGACACUUUCACAAUUUAUUAUAUGAUUUAAGAUUUCGGAUAAGCCUAACGUCAUAGAUGCAUCAAUAAUUGUAUGUAUAGCUGAUCAAGUUGUUAGUAAUGUUAAUUGCUUAAUUAGCUACUCGGUUUAAUCUAUAUCUGCAUUAAAUUCUAAAAACUCAUCAAUUGUUCUGGGUGAAUUUUUCAAACUUGAAAGUAGUCACAAUUGAUGCACAGACCGGGAAAUUGUUGUUAUGUGUUUAAUUUAUUUCAAGCUGCCACUGGACGUGAGGGUCCUACCGUAGCUGUGUAUAACCUGAACAGAAGAUUCUUGCUGGUGAAGAAAACUCUGGCGCCUAUGUGCACCAGUCCUUUCUUGUAACAAUUUCAAAUACCCAUACAUUUUUAUGAUAAUGUGCACAGUAUGAUGCAAAUUUGUUUUAGCUUUCAUACGAUGAAAACAAAUUACACUCCGUAAGCCAUCUGACCUCAGAAAACAAGACACUGUGAGUGUGACAAAGUUUAUAUCACUGAAUGUAAAAUCUGAUGUUGAAACAUAUGUUGCUGGAUACAUACGUUUCCCACAUAAAGCCUCAUUGCUCUA
This is a messenger RNA of Platichthys flesus (European flounder), 3012 nucleotides long. It is a transcript of the gene hhex, whose product is annotated as hematopoietically expressed homeobox. NCBI's taxonomy places the organism in Eukaryota, Metazoa, Chordata, Actinopteri, Pleuronectiformes, Pleuronectidae. The coding region runs from base 270 to 1130 and encodes 286 amino acids. The transcript is spliced from 4 exons. Gene Ontology annotation, biological process: regulation of transcription by RNA polymerase II; cell differentiation. Gene Ontology annotation, molecular function: RNA polymerase II cis-regulatory region sequence-specific DNA binding; DNA-binding transcription factor activity, RNA polymerase II-specific. The record is from RefSeq and is a predicted model, not a curated record.